Messenger RNA from Annulohypoxylon maeteangense, 2203 nucleotides. Its product is annotated as general substrate transporter. The transcript is spliced from 7 exons. The record is from RefSeq and is a predicted model, not a curated record. Gene Ontology annotation, molecular function: carbohydrate:proton symporter activity. Lineage: Eukaryota; Fungi; Ascomycota; Sordariomycetes; Xylariales; Hypoxylaceae. Gene Ontology annotation, cellular component: membrane. The coding region runs from base 427 to 2013 and encodes 528 amino acids. Gene Ontology annotation, biological process: transmembrane transport; carbohydrate transport.
GCAGGUGAAGGAUCUGGGAUACUGAUGAGAAUGUGACGUCGGCCCCAACCGUGAGCUCACCUAGGGUGAGUGGGCAAGUUAUUGCACCUAUAGCAGCUCGUCUUUCUCUCUCCUCCGCAUGGCAAGCCUGGACCGUCGCUUCGUGAAGCUCCUCAUAUGGGUCUAUGGCCCGACGCGUACCUCCUUGCCCGGCGGGAAAAUCCCGAAUGGGUCCAAGAUUGCCCAUGCUACGCAGUAAGCACGAGGAAUUCCGUGUCUUAGUGUCGUUGGGUAUCAUCAGAUGCAUGCAAGAAAGCUUUAUUAUAUGAAGGGUUCACUCCACCUACAUCGAAACUGUUCCCCAAGCUACCUUUGCUGUUCGGUUUUGCCUUCACGUGUCAAUUUGCCUUCCACAUCUGCGACGGACCUUCGAGGGAAGCGAUCAAGAUGGCGCGGCUUCCAAAGAUCACCAAUACCUACUUCAUGGCUAUUAUAGCCACUGUUGGAGGUAUGCUCUUCGGUUUCGAUAUCUCGUCGAUGUCUGCCAUCGUCAUUACCGACCAGUAUAUCAAUUAUUUCAACAAUCCGUCCGGCCUUAUUCAAGGCGCUAUCGGUUCUGCUCUCGCUGCUGGGUCUGUUAUUGGUAGUUUGAUGGCUGGUCCCAUUUCCGACAAAUGGGGUCGCCGAGACAGUAUCAUGUUUGCCUGCCUCUGGUGGUUGGCUGGAACCGCUGUGCAAGUUGCUACUAACGGAGUUGGCUCGCUGAUCGCUGGUCGUGUCUUGAACGGUGUCUGCGUUGGUAUCACUUCAUCUCAGGUCCCAGUCUAUCUCGCCGAGAUUGCCCCACGAGACUCUCGAGGUCGCAUUAUCGUCAUCCAGCAGCUGGCUAUCGAAUGGGGUAUUUUAAUCAUGUACUUCAUUGGUUACGGCUGUUCUAAGAUUGAGGGUACGGCGUCUUUCCGAACUGCAUGGGGAACACAAUUCAUCCCCUGUGUUGGGCUUAUGCUCGGUCUUCCGUUCCUCCCCAGAUCUCCGAGAUGGCUUGCCAAAGUCGGUCGCGAGGAGGAAGCAAUUCAAGUUCUCGCCGAUAUCCAAGCUGGUGGUAACAAGGACGACCCUGUUGUUGUUGCCGAAUGGGAAGAAAUAUUCACCGUCCUUAAUGCUGAGCGCGAGGCGGCUAAGGGAUGGAGGAAGUUCUUUUCCAACGGCAUGUGGAAACGAACUCUUGCCGGAAUGAGUGUACAGGCGUGGCAGCAAAUGAGCGGUGCCAAUGUUAUCGUAUACUACAUCGGAUAUGUCUUCCUGAUGGCUGAUCUUCAAGGCGAUAUUAACCUCAUUUCUUCCGGUAUCCAAUAUGCCCUCUUCAUCAUUUUCACUACCAUCAUGUUCUUUUUCAUCGAUAAAACUGGUCGUCGAUCGCUCCUUGUUUAUGGUUCGAUCGGUAUGGCUGUCUGCCACUUUGUUGUUGGUGGCUUGCUUGGCACUUACAGCGUUUCCGUCCCCGAGGGCGUCGGUGGCAACCAUAAUGUUGUCAUCAGAGUUACCGGUUCCCCCGCACAUGGUGUUAUCGCAUUCAGCUAUCUUCUGAUCAUCGUCUAUGCGCUUACCCUAGCCCCGGUCGCUUGGGUUUACGCAGCUGAAGUUUGGUCACUCGGAACACGAGCGACCGGUAUGUCGCUGGCCGCUGUAGCCAACUGGCUAUUCAACUUUGCCCUUGGUCUUUUCACCCCUCCGGCUUUCCUCAACAUUAAAUACAAGGUAUUCAUUAUCUUUGGAGUACUUUGCAUUGGCGCAGCCAUUCAGGCCUGGUUCACUUACCCUGAAACUUGCGGUAAGACCAUCGAAGAAAUCGAACUGCUGUUUGCCAAGGGGGCACUACCCGCGUGGCAGACUAAGAAGGGCGGUUCUCGUCUUGAAGCUGAAAUCGAAGCCGUGUUGAACCGUAAGGAGCAGGGCGAAGAUGUUCAUGCGGUCGUUCACGAAGAACUGGAGAAGACCGGAUCUGCGAAGGAAGUGCCUACACAGACAGCGUAAGAGGAUAACUUACAGUAAUGUUUAACAUUCUAGCUUAAUAAGCGUCGAGGGAAUAGUGAAUAAUUGGAGGCUUUUUUAGUUUGCGCCAUAAUCGAAUCGGAAGUAGAAUGCUAGAUUAUAUACCAUCUCAUGCAAAUAAAAGUGUAUCUUAUUAUAUUACGAGGUGUAUUAAAUUGUGAAUUUCUUAAAC